AUGGACACGGAGGUGGCCCAGCGCGCACACGAGCUUUGCCGGCAGUGGGACACUGAAGGCGACGGCGCCUUGCACUUCAGCAAGCUGCAGGCGGUGCUCAAGGAGGUCUGCCCUGAGGCGGAUGAGGAAGAGCUGAAGACGUUGAUCAGUAGCGUGGACAUCAACGGGGACGGCGUGGUGCAAUAUGAGGAAUUCCUGCGGUGGCUUCGCUUCCCGCCUGCGGCCUCGGGCGUGAAGAUGUCCUUUGAGGAGCCCUUGGGCGAUGCCUGUGACCAGAGCCGCGGCUUGCAGGACACGUUGAAGAGUGGCAUGCUGGACCGCAUCAAAUUGGACCAGGAGUGA
Molecule: messenger RNA, 342 nt
Organism: Effrenium voratum
Lineage: Eukaryota; Dinophyceae; Suessiales; Symbiodiniaceae
Source: the annotation of a GenBank genome assembly